This is a messenger RNA of Homalodisca vitripennis (glassy-winged sharpshooter), 4830 nucleotides long. RefSeq names its product serine/threonine-protein kinase PAK mbt (gene mbt). Gene Ontology annotation, biological process: protein phosphorylation; regulation of MAPK cascade; intracellular signal transduction. The coding region runs from base 112 to 1815 and encodes 567 amino acids. Gene Ontology annotation, molecular function: protein serine/threonine kinase activity; ATP binding. Gene Ontology annotation, cellular component: cytoplasm. The record is from RefSeq and is a predicted model, not a curated record. NCBI's taxonomy places the organism in Eukaryota, Metazoa, Arthropoda, Insecta, Hemiptera, Cicadellidae. The transcript is spliced from 12 exons.
UGGUAACCAUGGUAAUAAUCAUGGCUGAUUGUUAUUCUGCUUGAGUUUGACUGUUACUAGUUUCAUUUAUAAGGCUAGUUAUAGGAAAGUGUAUUAAUUGAAUUUAUAAGAAUGUUUACAAAGAAAAAGAAGAAACCCCAGAUAUCACAUCCAACAAAUUUUGAGCAUAGAGUUCACACAGGAUUCGACAAGAGAGAAGGAAAGUUUGUUGGAUUGCCGCUCCAAUGGGCUAGCAUUGUUGGAAAUAAUCAGAUAUUGAAGAGCACCAACCGCCCUCUUCCUCUUGUUGACCCAUCAGAAAUUACACCUACAGAAAUAUUGGAUCUUAAGACCAUUGUGAGAGGAGAUGCCAGAUUUCGCAAUGAGUUGAAUGGCAUUCCCAAGACAUCACAUGUAGCACGCUCUAAUUCGCUCAGAUCCUCCUCCCCCCCUAGACUUCGCAGAGACUAUCGCCCCAAUGCCAACAUCCCACCCGCAGUGCCAGAAGGAGAAGUACUCAACAUGCCUCAGUAUCCUUCUGUCAACCGACCUCCAUAUGUGAAGCCAGGUGGUGGAGUGGAGUGGGCAGGGCAGCCGCCUCCUAACGACCCUAACUCCAGGACACCUGAAGACUUCAGGGCACCUUCCUAUCACCCCAACCAUCAUGUGCCUAAUGGAACCCCUUCUCCACAGAUGACAGGCUCAGGUACAGCAAGUGUGGAGGGGUACACAGUUGGAGGCUACAGACCUCCACAGAACACUAGCCUUGCCCCCAGACCUCAAGGUUCAUCUCCUACGCAAACACCACAACAUAAUAUUAAUAAAGUUACUCCAGAAUUGCCACAGAACAGUCGACUAGCUGACCAAAACCAAAAUGUGAGCAAGCUACAAACAAAUGGAAGCCAGCAGAUACCAGCAAUGAGCAAGCAACAUCACGAACAGCAACGCAUCACCCACGAACAAUUUCGAGCAGCUCUACAGAUGGUCGUUAGCCCCGGAGAUCCCCGUGAAAACCUAGAGAACUUCAUGAAGAUCGGAGAGGGAUCUACAGGCACCGUGUGUAUAGCCACUGACAGACUCACUGGUCGAAAAGUUGCAGUCAAGAAAAUGGACUUAAGAAAACAGCAAAGGAGAGAGUUGUUGUUUAAUGAGGUUGUUAUCAUGAGAGAUUAUCACCAUCCCAACAUUGUGGAGAUGUACGAGAGUUUCCUAGUGGGAGACGAACUGUGGGUAGUUAUGGAAUUUCUAGAAGGAGGAGCUCUCACAGACAUUGUUACUCAUGCUAGAAUGGAUGAGGAGCAGAUCGCUACAGUCUGCAAACAGUGUCUCAAGGCUCUCUCGUACCUGCAUUCACAAGGAGUGAUCCACAGGGAUAUCAAGAGUGACUCAAUUCUAUUAGCAGCAGAUGGAAGGGUGAAGUUAUCUGAUUUUGGGUUUUGUGCCCAAGUGUCUCAAGAACUUCCCAAGAGAAAAUCAUUAGUAGGAACUCCAUAUUGGAUGUCCCCAGAAGUGAUUUCCAGACUACCAUAUGGUCCAGAAGUUGAUAUCUGGUCGUUAGGUAUAAUGGUUAUUGAGAUGGUUGAUGGUGAGCCUCCUUUCUUCAAUGAACCUCCCCUGCAAGCCAUGCGCCGUAUUAGAGAUAUGCCUCCACCAAAGUUAAAAAAUACACACAAGGUGUCUCCAAGGCUGCAAGGCUUUCUAGAGAGGCUGUUAGUUAGGGACCCGGGACAGCGAGCAACUGCUGCUGAGCUGCUGUUGCAUCCGUUCCUGCGGCAAGCUGGCCCACCCGCUUUACUGGUACCCCUCAUGCGGGGCUCACGACACAGCAAUUGCUAGCACUGUCAUUGUAUAAAUGUAAUUAGUCUUAAGUGUAAUACCAGUAGAAUUGGUAUGUUUUUUGAAAAGUGUUAGGAAACCUUAGAAUAAAAACUGAACUUACCAAAUAGUUAAUUUAUAAGUUUUAUAUAAACUUUUAAUAUUUAUGUUUUGCAUUGAGAUGAUAACUACCUAUUUUUUAUACUAGAUGUAAUUGACUAAACCCAUAUUAUAACAGAUUUAUAAAAUUUAUUUCUUCUGGUAUUGAAAGGAGUUGCCAAACAGAUAUAACAAGCUCAUAAAAUAAUGUAAAUCAGUGGUUCCCAUCUGAGCAGAAUCUGGAGGAUUUUCAAGUUUGGUUAAGACUAUUGCAAGUAAAACACAACAAAAGCAAAAUAUUGGUAUCGUAUGAACUAUAAACUUGUGUUUUGGUGUUUUUUUUACCAAAGCAGUAAAUAAAUAAGUUUGAAUUUAAAAUUUUAGAAGACAUGGUGCAACCACUCUGUUAUUUUUAUGGAAAAGUUUAUAUAAAAUGCAUCCAACCCAACCAAUGAUGAUGGUGAACCUGGAAAGAUGCAAACAAAAUUAAUUUUGUAACAUUGUCUAUUGUUAACAAAAUACUUUUGUUUAUUCAGUUUAAGGAAAAACUCACCUUCAUUGCUGCUUCAUGCUUUAAACCCAUAAUUAGUAAGUUAUCUAAUUUAGAUACAUGUUUAGUGUAGUAAUGAUGUCAUUAAAGUUACGAGAAUUUUCAAACCUUGGUCAUCUUUUGAAGGUAAUCAAGUUCUGGAGGUCACGUUAAUAUUUUCUAUCCAAAAUCUUUCAAAAAGAAGGAUUUUUUGUCUGUAGCAAGUUGUUGAGCCUAAUUUCUAUUAAGUUUGGUAUAAAGUUAUACAUGGACUACUCUUAUACUUGGUCUUAGAACGUGAUAUAAACCAAACUAAAGUAAUUGGUUACAUGCCCAAUUAGUACGCUCAAUUAGUUUUCAUUGAACAAUACCUCUAUCAUUAAUUACUUAUUUUUGGACAAAAAAUAACUAAACUGAAUGUAAUUUUUUUUUGAACGAACUGUAUUUACCUCAAAUUGUAUAUAUCAUUAUUACCUAUUAUUUAUUAAAUUGAUUUAAAAUUGUCUUGCAUUUCUUACAAGUACAGGAGAUUAUGCAGAAAUUCGAUAGCCAGUUUCUAAAUUUCAACUUAAAAUUCAUUUAUUUAUUUCAUGAAAUGUUUAUUUAAUAUCCAUCACCAUAUUCAACUUUUUUCCAUAUUAUACUUUCAAAAAAUCACAUUUUAUCGCUUUUAAUAGUACAUGAUAAGCAACUUUGUUUUAACUGUAUUACUUACACUCUUCAUUCUUAAUAUUUAAAAUCUGCUGAAUUCAUUGCAGAGAGUUAUAGGUGGCUUCCUUGAAUCAUUGUCAUAAUUAAAUAUUUAGUACAAAUUACUUCCUUUACAUUAGGUUACCUUCUUGUGUUUAGAACUACCUUCUUGGUUACCUCAGAACUAGUUUAGUUUCACUUUGAUUGUUGACCAGUAAUCCAAAUCUUCAGGGUUGUUUCACUUUGAUCAUUCCACACUGAUACUUGAGAUUCAGACUAGAUUUUCUUCCAGCCCUCUUUUCCUUUGCUCAGAUAAUUUAUUUUUGUAUCUCGUAAACUAUUUUCUUGAAGUGUUAUAUGAGUAAAACAUUCUCCACUGACAGUAUGACUGUUAAUGGAUCACUAUUACUUAUUGAACAAUACUGUAACUGCUAAUUUAUCAAAAAGUAAAUCAUGUUGAUGAGGUGUCAAUGGUUUGUUUGGAUAACAGUUAGGUUGAUUAGUGCUGAUUUUGAUUACUUAAGAAAGAGUUUAGAUGUUAUAUUGUUAAAGUGACAAAAGUCAUCAACAGUGUUGUGUAUUCUUGCUUACUUUUUGAUUCUUAGUUGAAGUGGUGGAAUCUUCUUGUCAUUCAAUAUCAAAACUUCGCUGAAAAGUUUCCAACAAAUUAAAACUUGUAGUAUGAAAACAUAUGUAUUUAUAAAGAUGAAAAUCCACAUUUAUUUAAAUGUGUCUGAAAAUAAAGAAAUUAUAAAAUAAAAGAUUCUUGGAGCAGUUUAAAUUUAAAAUUAAACGUAAAUAAUAAGCACACUGUUCCCGAUAUAAAUGUGUAUAUUAGAAACCGAAUGCUUCUAAUUAUUUACGUUGAAUACUAUACAAUGUUUAAAUAUUAUAAAUGGCAUAAAUAGGACAUUUAACCACUAAGUGUUAAUCACCAAUUGUUGACUGUAACAUUGAUCCUAUAUUUCCCUUCUUCAAUUUUUGUCUUCUCUGUCCAUUCUGUAUUCUUUCGCAUCAAUAUUUCUCAUCUUUCAGUUAAUUUAUAGAAUAGACUGAUAAGAAACUCACAAGCUGUAAGAAAGAAAUUUGAUUGUUCAUGUUGUUCCAGAACAUCAUCAUUUACAUAGUUUCAUCUACUUUUACAUACUCCUCAGAGACUUAAAAAUGAUGAGGUUAUGUGAUUUUUGAAUACCAUGUAUAAGAAAUGUAAGAAGAUGUCUGAGAUUUGGGAACCAUUCAUGUAGAUUAUUUUAGAAUAAAAUAAGUUAAAUGCUUUAAAAAUAUUCUAGUUCAUAGACUUUAUGCUUAGUAUUAAUAUGUUAAUAGCAUUUCAUCUGAUUUAGAUUUAUAGUAUCUCUUUUUUUAAUUCACUAUUUUAGAUUGAAAGUUUUUUAAUUAGCCUGAUUGGCAAGGCUAAAGCAUUCUUUUCAGUCAAGCUUCACUUCACUAAAACCUAUUUUAAAAUUAAGAAUGUUUAUAAAUAAUAGUUAAUAAUAGUUAUGUCUUAUUCUUCUCAUUCUAUAAAAUAUUCGUGAACCUCAUGUUUAGUGAUUGUAAAACCCAGCAUGAUAAGACAAGUAACUACAGAAAUUAAUCAGAACAGUGAUUGCAUUGUUGCUAACAACCAUAACAUCGCUCGCAUUACAUUACUGGUAAAUGAAGAAAUUGAGAUCUAUUAUAAGUAGAUAAUGAAUCCUUGUUUACUUUAUUUUAUAAUA